AUGUCAGUCAGGGCUGCUGCACUUCAGGCAGGUGUUGAAGAAAGCACUGCGCGCACCUGGUGGAAAAAAUACGAAGAAAACCCUGAAUCAUUUGUUCUCGGCAAGAGCACCAACCGCCAGAACAGACCAAAAGCACAGCUUCAGGAAACGCAUAAGGAAUGCGUGAAGCAAUUUUACGACGAGAAUCCUAAUGCUUAUAUCCAGGACGCUGUUGAAAUUCUCACGAGCCAGUUUGAAGGCCUUGAUAUUAAAAAGUCUAGAGUGCAUGAAUUCAUGAAGACCGAAUGUAACUUGACCUUUAAGCAAACGACUCUCUGGUCUGAGGCAAGAAUGAGCACGAUUAAGAUACGCUACAAUUGGGUUGUUGAAUGGAGUCAAACGGACAUGAAAUAUUCCCAAAAUUGCGUGUUUAUUGAUGAAGCCGGCUUUAACAUUAACAUGAAGUCUAGCAGAUCAUGGGCACCAAGGGGC
This is a messenger RNA of Mycotypha africana, 471 nucleotides long. RefSeq lists its product as uncharacterized. The transcript has a single exon. NCBI's taxonomy places the organism in Eukaryota, Fungi, Mucoromycota, Mucoromycetes, Mucorales, Mycotyphaceae. The record is from RefSeq and is a predicted model, not a curated record. The annotation marks the transcript as partial.